This is a messenger RNA of Sorghum bicolor (sorghum), 1909 nucleotides long. RefSeq names its product R3H domain-containing protein 1. NCBI's taxonomy places the organism in Eukaryota, Viridiplantae, Streptophyta, Magnoliopsida, Poales, Poaceae. The transcript is spliced from 5 exons. Bases 396 to 1391 code for a protein of 331 amino acids. Gene Ontology annotation, molecular function: nucleic acid binding. The record is from RefSeq and is a predicted model, not a curated record.
CAAGAAAAAAAAAGUGGGGGAAAAGAGAAGAAUGACCUGAGUGACCAACCGAUCCUCCGCCUCCACGCCCGCCUUGUUGAGCGUUUCCGUUCCUCACUGCACCUGCACACCACCAAAUUCCAAAUCCAAUUCCACUUCCACUUCGGAUACCCCCAUGGCCUAUCACACCUGUUGCUGAAUCCCCGCUUUCUUCGACGGCCGGACGGCGUACACGCCCUAGCUAAUUGAUGCUUGCUUCAGCCCAGGGUUUUCCGACGAAUCCUCUCCUCUUCCAGCCAAUUGCAGUUUGCGGCUGUGCUAGGCUAGGCUAGGCUUUCCUCAGCAGCACUUCCGCCCUUCGGCUCUUGUGGCUGAUCGAAUUGGCUCGCUGCUUCCAUCGGCAAUCCAAUCGGGAGAUGGCUACCACUCAGUUCGCCAUGGUUGAGGAGCUGGCCUCGCUCAUCAAGGACAACCUGCACAGCAAGCACCUUAUCCUCUCCACUGAGGAGUCCCUCAUAGCAGCCCUCCAGCAGCUCCACUGCCGCGACGGCGACGGCGACCUUGAAGAGGACGGCGACGCGGCGGAUACGAUAGAGCUCCAGCCUGCCGGGGCCUACCACCGCCUUCUCUUGCAUCGCCUUGCUGAAAUUUAUGGGUUCGCUCAUGAAUCGGUUGGUGAAGGCGAGGAUCGACAUUUAGUCCUCCAGCGCUGCCCUGAAACAGCCAUCCCAUCUGUCCUUGUUAGUGAUAUGUUAUGGAAGUUUGAUUACAGCGAUGAUCUGACGUCUGUUGUGCUAACCAGAAAUGAUACAGAUUUUCAAAAACCUCAGAAGGCAGAUGUUGCCAAAGAAGCUGUUUCUGUUAAAAACUCGCAUCUGAAAGAUAAUACAGACCUGAAACCUCUGAAGCAGCCAGCAGUACUUCCAGCAGCAUCGUUGAAGGAGAGGGAAGCUGCUUAUCGAGCUGCUCGUGAGCGAAUCUUCUCUGGGGAUGAUCCCAAGGGAAAUGAUAGGUCACAUAUGAAAUGUAGACAGGUUCCUGUCGUUGCUCAACGGAUGAUUGCCCAUGCACUCGGUCAAAAGGUUCAAAAUACCACAGACACAGUUGCCUCCACAGAAAGCAGAGGAAAACAGCUGUCGAAUGGGAAAAAUAUUCCGACACAUAGCAGGAACAACUUCUGCCCAGUUACACCAGAUAAUAGAGAAGCAGUUCGAAAUGGGAAGCCAAACUCAGCUGGUAGUAACUCGUAUCAAACUCCAUCAAGCCAAAGGUGCCGCACAACUAAUACUAGAGCUGUUACUGCUGAAAGCUUGAAGAAAGAGCAGACUGGAGCAGCUAAAAGAAUGUUUGCACAUGCACUGGGGCUGUCUGCAGCUCGAGGAAGUUGUGGUGCACUGCCCAAACCGAAGUAAAGAUCUGGAGUUGAGAAUGCGGAUAAGUGGAGAAGGUUGCCAGUUGCCUAUGGAAGCUCCCACUGAGCUUCCUGUCCUGUCAUAUGUAUGCCGUGGGAUGAGCCUGCAACAGUUGGUGCUCUUUUGUGCCAUCUACUUCUGUGAAAUGGUUUUUGCUAUGUGGUAGCAGAUGAAAGGGGUUAUUGGUUGGAAUGUUAAUUGUUGGACCCAGAGAGGAUAUGUGGGUUCGAAAGGCAAGCCCAGUUGGGGAAAGAGCUUGCUGGAUACGCAUGGUAUGACAAGCCAAGUGGAAGUGCUUCACCAGAGUGGAAUGAAAGAAAAAUGAUCCUCGAUGCUCGUAUUGUACUUUGGUUAUAUCGCUCUAGGUUGCUGCAAUAUGUUUACUCUAGGAUGUUAUCCAAUGCUGUUAUUUUUUUCCCCUUUGACUAUACCUAUGUAAGAAUGACUUGCUGGAUUUGUGGUGUCGUCUUGAUUUAAUUUGCACCCUCAAGUUAAAUGUUUGUAUUUGAUUUACGUAA